This is a messenger RNA of Spirodela intermedia, 3437 nucleotides long. The record is from the annotation of a GenBank genome assembly. NCBI's taxonomy places the organism in Eukaryota, Viridiplantae, Streptophyta, Magnoliopsida, Alismatales, Araceae.
AUGAGGCGGGGGUCAAGGCCCAGUUCCUCGAAGCUCAGCCUUUCCUCGUCCCCGCCGCCCACAUUCUCAGCCACUCCCUCGGACACCUCCCCCAUGUCCGACCAACAGAAGAAUGAAGACGCUCACUACAAACGGAGAAGAGAUACGACAGCCGCCCCCUUCAGCAAGUUGAAGGUGAUACUCGAGCAGCUAGGUUUCAGAAAUGGCCGCGGAAAAACCCCGGAGAAGGCGACACUCGAGAAAGCAAGACGGCGAGGCGCAACACAGAUGAGACACCCGCAUUCCACAAGCCGCCGCAAGCAGUGCGAGGAGCAGAAGUCGCUCCAGGAGAGGAGGUUUACUCGCCGGCAAGCGAACCAGGCGGAAUGAAUCGGCUUGCAAAACCCUAAACCUGGCCCAGUGGUUGCCAUGGCGGGAGAAAGUCAAUUACCAUAUCGAACCGUAUCAAAAACAUUAAAUUACAAAUAUAACCUUCAUAACUUAAUAAUUCGCUUACACCCUGGUCUGACACGUCAGACUAUGAAUAUUCCCCCGUUGAUGAAAAUUAGAUUAAUAUAAACUAAAUUUAUAAAGUUAUUGUCGUAAUUGGAAAAAAUAUAAGAUUAAUAUUAUCGGUUAAUUUUUACCCAUAUAAGACUAGAUUAUGCCUGAACUCGACGCCUCCGCCGAGCUUUCGCCAUGGCGGUCGCCUCCAAUUCCUCUUCCGCCAUCUUCUUCUCCUCCGCCAGUUCGAACCCGCAGAACCGGCGGCGGACGCCUCCCAGCCUUCUCCGAGCCGCCGUUUCCCCCCGCCAGAGCGUCUGGCCUCCACGAGCUUCCAGUUCCAGCUACAGCUCCAGGCGGCACCCCAACUUCCCGCCGGUGGGUACCUCUAUCUCUCUCUCUUUCUCCCCUUCUGUCUCUGUCGGUCAACUGUGUCUAGGAGUGCGUGGUGCUUAAUCGAUCGAUUCGGUUUUCGAUCAGGAAACGGUGGUGGUGGUCUCUGACGCCGGUAGAUGGCGAGAGAUCAAGGCGCUCAAUGAGGAAGAGUACGUUUCUGAUGGGGAUUAUGAGGAUUACGAGGGGGAAGAGGAGGACAGGAGCUUGGACCUUCUGGUUCGCUUCCUUCAUAAUGUUUUCCGGAAUAUCUCGCGGCGGGUGCGGAAGGCCGUCAGAUCCGUCCUCCCCGUUCCCAUACCCACCAAACUGGUGAGCGAUCAAUCUUCAUCGUCAAUUUUGAGUCAGAAAUUCUUCUCUACGUCUGCAGUAAUCAAUAUUUUUGAUAUCGAUCCCUCGUGCAUUUGGUACAAAGAUGAUUCCAUUUUUCAUUUGUAACGGCAUAAUUUCUCGACAGUCAAUCUUAUUGCCGCUCACUUCAUGGGAAAUCAGGUGGGGUUCUCAGUUGAUGGCAUGUUGGUACUGGCUUUCCUAUGGAUUCUCAAGGCAUUCCUAGAGGUACUCUUUUAUAAGCGCUCACAUUUUCGUGUUUGAGGUUUCUCAUUUCUGCCUGGCAGUAUGCCUACGUCUGUGAGAUGAAGUUAUCGCACAGAAUGUGUAACCUUAUUGUAUUAUUUCAUCAGUAUCAUCUUUCUAAUCAUCAGACCAAGUUGAUACAUGUGAGAAUAAACUGUGUCGUGGUUUCAAUCAAGUAUCUCAUCUAGAAAUAACACGGCCAGAGAGUCUUAUUUCAAUCUGUAACUGGGCCAAGCCUUUUUUUUUUCACCCUGUUCCAUCUUUCUUUUCUUUUUUCUGAAAAAAUUGCACCCUGUCCUUUCUCGGAAUCAAGGUAGUGAUGUAUAAAGAAGGUAGGUUUUCUUACAGAGUGGGGACACUUUACUCCAGCUGAUGCUCGUCUCCCCAAGAUGGUGUGAUGAGUACGUUGCAGACGCUCCGUUGGAUCAUGGAUUGUUAAUGAGAAACUUUUGCUGAUGAUUCUUUUUCCUGUAUGGAUUACACAGUGGGAUGUGAGUAUUCGGUGAGAUGCUGUCUUUCUACAUUCUCUGUAAUUAAGGGAGAGACUCCAAUUGCUUGUUAUACAUGGGCGAUUCAGUUAGAUGGAUGGGAUCAGGGGGUAACCCUGGAACUAUCAGAGUGACAUUGAGAUUUCAUAUUAAACGAUGUCCCUUCCCAUUUCCUUUCUUCCUCAGUAGUUAUGUCUGAGUUCGUUCAUGUGAAUGGCUAGUAUAUUUGGUGAAUGAGGCUCUAGAUUAUAUCUUCUCCUCUGUCCUGUUUGUCUUUGAACCUUUUCCCUUUUCUAAGUGCUGUGGGAGAACGGGAUGGUAGGUGUGGAGCUGCAACACUCUUCAAUUAUAAAUUUAUGUAUUUUUUUGUUUGUUUUACCCAAAACAGAAGGAGCUUUUCUUGGUAAGAGAAAAUAUUAUUUCUCAUGUAAAGGUAUUUGAUAUCUAUCAAAUACGACCAACUUGUGCUACAUCUCAGAAAAUGAUUUUUUUUCCUGUUGCUUCUUCCUCAUCCUUUUUUCUCGUGGUUAUGUCAUUAGAGUCGAGUUUUGGUUCCGAUUUUAGCCUACUUUCAUAGGAAACGAAAUAUUUUUUCUAUAAAACUGUAAUAUCUACAAAUGAUCUUCACAUGGUUGAGAGAUUUUAGCAUUAAAUUAUCUGGGAUAUUAUUGAAGGCAUGAUCUAGAGAAAUCCUCCUAGAAUCAGAUUUGAUGAACAAAAUCACGAGUCUGCAAAAAUUGCCACCACUAGCAUCUUUCUCAGUACGUUUUUUUUCUAGUCUACCGAUUAGCAUGACCUCUUUGACUUCCAAUAACGCUUCAGCCAUCUCAUAAACUGAGACAUUAUGUUUGAGAGGUAAUUACCUCAAACCAGUUAAGUGGAAUAUUCUGAUUAUAGUAAAUUCCAUGCUAAACCUACUAAAAACCUUACCUUGUAACCUACGUGUUACUUAUUUGAUUCCAAUGCUUCCUCCCUCACUCAUGCAACCAUUCUCUUGCCAUUUCUAACUAUCGGUACUUGAUGUUGACUGUAUCCUCCUAGACCUUUGCUUCCUCCUAGCAUACUAAAAUGGGAGUAAAUCCCAUUUAUCUUAGGGAAAAAAUAAUAAUGUAAUAUGAUCAGACCUUCCGAAUGCUCGAUCAUGUUGUUUCAUAGACCGAAAGAAUGAAGAAGCUUCAGCCAUGGUUACCUCCCUUUCUCCACCUUUUUGUUAAGCUGAACUUAGCGCUUGGCAUGCACUCAUAUUAUCCAAGACCAUUCACCCAUUAUAAAAAUACUAAUAAUAAUGACAUAAAUUAUUUCAAACUAUAAGCCCUAAUCAUAUGUGAUAUCUUGCAGGUGGUCUGCACCCUCGGAAGUAUGGUGUUCAUCAGCAUCCUCCUGGUUCGUGGAGUGUGGUCGGGAGUCUCCUACUUCCAGGAGACCCGCUCUGACCAGAGGAGCCGCUUCAACAAUGACGACGAUAGAGCAUGGAGUGGGGUACAGGCCGCCACUUGA